UGUCAACAACGCUGCCUAAAUAUGAGAAAGGCAACUCAAGCUCUGCUGUUCAGCCGCGAUGUUAUUUAAAACUGAGCGCUAUCAUGGCAGGAAUACCGAGCCCUGAACUCAGCGAGGAUCCACCCUUUACUCUGGGAAGACAACGCUUCUCAUGAGAAACUCGAGCUCCGGGGAAUUCUUUAUUUUUCGUCUUGUCUGUCGCGCCUCAGAUGUCGCUCCCGGUGGUGCUGCACGGCUCCUGCUGUCCGAUUACCGGGGCUUCGCAGCUCGCAGAGUCGUCUAACAGAAACCGACCCCGCGGUUUGUCCGGAUCUUCGCGGAUCGGUGGCGGAGGCUCCCGGCUGCUGUUGCCCGGGCGGCCGCUGCUCUCCCUGGGCUUGUUGCAGCUGCUGCUCGGGGGCUCCAUGGUGGCGCUGUCUUUUGGAGCUCUGUCCCUCAGCAGCUCGCCUCCAAUCCGAAACUCCAGUCCGUUCUGGGCAGGCUCCUCGGUCAUUCUGUCCGGCAUUGUAGGCCUCACAACAUGGAGACGACCCAUGCUUCUACUGGUCAAUGUGUUUAUCCUGCUGUCUGUGGUGUGUGUGUUCCUUAAUCUGGCUGGAUUCAUCAUGUGCUGCCAGGGAGCGCAGCUGAUUUCCAGUACAACCAGCUGCCAACUGAGCGAGGCUGGAGAUGUGUGUUACUGCUGCUCUCUCUCCCCCACCUCCAAAUGUCCUGAAGACAAGCUGCUGGAGCUCUAUCCUGCUCACUCCUGUAACACCAUGAGGAUUCUGCUGAAGAAAGUGUUGUUUGCACUGUGUGCUCUGAGCGCUCUGACCACAGCUGUUUGCCUCAUGGCAGCUGCCCUCAGAUACCUGCAGAUCUUCACUGCAAGAACACCCUACAUGGAUGAACCCAGGGCCACCGUGGAAAAUGUGGAAGAGCCUCCUCAGUCCCCUGAUCCGGAUGAAUUUGUGGCCCCAGCCCCUCCUCCGUCUUACUUCUCUACUUUCUGUUCUUACACACCACACCUGUCUCGCCGGAUGCUAGGGAAUAGCGUGAUACCUCUCCUUCAUAUCUAUGGGGCUCGGAUCAAAGGUGUGGAGGUCUUCUGUCCAUUAGACCCCCCACCUCCUUAUGCAGCAGUUGUGGGAAGCUCAGCCAAUGCAGCCACACAGGAGACAGAGCUGAUUCUGAAUCAAGCUGCCACGCCACCCGGAGCCUCUGUUCAAGUCUUGGAUUUGAGUCCCCAAAUGGUGUCAGCAUCACCGAAUGUUGUUCCAAAGGCCAAGCCCCAGCUCCAUCCUCCUCCGUCUCCUUCUUCUCUUCCUCCUCCUCUUCCCCCUCAACCUCCACCUCAGCAACAGCAGAAUAUGCCAGCACUGACAUCCUGCAGGAAAGAAAGGAUCUGUCGCUCCAACAGUGACCCGGUGUUGAGUGACCUCACUGCUAAAGUGUGGAUCAGCAGUGAUGCUCCCCUUGCUCAUCCUCCGCAGACCGCAGACUCUUCUACACAAACUUCCCAGCCCAUGCUGGCUGCUCACACUCAGGUCACACUGCGAAAGGGCAAAAAUAGCAGUAGGACAACACGCCAACCGCGACCCCGGCCCACCUCCAUGGUUGACUACCAAAGCUAUCAACACACACAGCAUCUGGUCAGGAGAAUCCUGGAGCAGCCAGCUGUCCAGGGCCUGGCUCCUGAGGUCCAGGAGCUGGUAGACAGCAUACGUAAUGUCCUGCAGUCAGAUCAGGAGCACAUGGAAGAGGCUGUCCGCUGUGCUAGUUACAUUGAACAGGUGUUCACUGACUCGAAUACGGGUCCCACUCAGCCAAAACCUCCCCAGCAGCCAAGAGGCACUUCCCCCCAGACUUUCCCUCACCUCCCCGAGAAAUGGUCUUGCCUGCUGCACCUUCAGAGCUGCGGUGAUCUGAGCUCCUUCAGCUGUGCAGCAGUCAAGUCUCUGGAACAGCAAGGAAAAAGUAAAACAGCUGGACUGAGGGGAAGCGCUAGAGCAGAUUCAAGGGGACGAUCCCGCCUGGAUCACUCCGAACGUGCUCACAGUCUGACAGGAAUCUUUAGAGAGACAGUGCUUUGAGGGAAAAUCAUUGGUAAUAAAAUGUGUUGGGUGGCGACAGCUGAAUGUUGCUGCUGUUUCAUAGAUAGGACACGGUUAUAAGCCAUGGACUGCAAAUCCAACCACUGUGGAGGAUCUGUGUACAUGAUGUGUGCACAUGAGUUUGUAUGAGUGCAGUUUUUCAAAAACAUUUUUGCUCUACUAAGACUGGCUUAGUACCCAGCAUCCAAAGUUUUGUAUGACUUGUAAACAUUUACUGAUCGAUUAACAUUGUAAUAUGUUUGCAUUUGUUCCAGUCAGUUCAAUACAGCUAUAAAUGACAAUGAUAAUUCUUCGA
This is a messenger RNA of Amphiprion ocellaris (clown anemonefish), 2388 nucleotides long. RefSeq names its product family with sequence similarity 189 member A2 (gene entrep1). Lineage: Eukaryota; Metazoa; Chordata; Actinopteri; Pomacentridae. Bases 210 to 2072 code for a protein of 620 amino acids. The record is from RefSeq and is a predicted model, not a curated record. The transcript is spliced from 11 exons. Gene Ontology annotation, cellular component: membrane.